Messenger RNA from Lactuca saligna, 2532 nucleotides. The record is from the annotation of a GenBank genome assembly. NCBI's taxonomy places the organism in Eukaryota, Viridiplantae, Streptophyta, Magnoliopsida, Asterales, Asteraceae.
AUGACAAUAAUUCCUUCUUCAAACUUCUUAUUUUACUCUCUAGCUCUACUAAUCAUCACACUCUCUUCGAUACCAAAUUCUACUUCUGCUUCUUUGGAGGAAGCAAAUGUUCUUCUUAAAUGGAAAGCAAGCCUUCAAAUCACAAACAACUCCUUGCUCUCUUCAUGGCUUCCCCUCCUUAAAAAUUCUUGUGCAUCGGUUCCAUGCACUUCUUGGUUUGGAGUAGUUUGCAAUGCUGAUGAGAGCAUUCACAGGUUGAACCUCACUGGAUCUGGAUUAAAGGGUACGCUUCACAAAUUUGCAUUCUCUUUGCUACGAAAUCUUACACAUUUUGAUCUUAGUGUCAACAACUUCUUUGGCCCUAUCCCACCACAACUCCGAGUCCUCUACAAACUUGUCCAUCUUGAUUUGUCAUCAAAUAAGUUUUCUGGCUUGAUUCCUUCAUCAUUGGGUGAAUUGACAUCUUUGAAUGUCCUUUCUUUGCGCCAUAAUCAACUUUCAGGUCCCAUUCCUAUAGAAAUUGGAAAUUUGAAAUCUCUUACUUAUUUUGCUGUGAGCUACAAUCAGCUUAGUGGUUGUAUACCUUUAUCACUAGCAAACCUUAGCAAGUUACAGGAACUAUACCUACGUGUGAAUAAAUUAUCUGGUCCCAUUCCUACUGAACUUGGGAAUUUGAAAUCUCUCACUUACCUUUCGUUAAAAUACAAUCAGCUAAGUGGAUCUAUUCCUUCAUCGUUGGGUGAUUUGUCAUCUUUAAAUGUCCUUUUUUUGGGCCAAAAUCAACUCUCUGGUCCUAUUCCUAUUGAACUUGGGAAUUUGAAGUCUCUCACUCAUCUUGCAGUGAACGACAAUCAACUUAGUGGUUCUAUUCCUUUAUCACUAACAAACCUCAGCAACCUACAGUGUCUGAAACUUCGUGCAAAUAAAUUAUCAGGUUUGAUUCCACAAGGAUUGGGAAGUCUAGGCUUGUUUGAGCUACAACUGGCAAAAAAAUCAUUUUUCUGCAAUCUGCCUAGUGAUUUGUGUCAUGGGGGAAAGCUUCAAAGGUUAACAGUGAAUGGUAAUCAAUUCACUGGGCUUAUUUCAAGAAGCUUACAUAAUUGUCUUAGCAUCAUAAGAGCUCGUUUUGAUCAAAAUCAAUUCAUUGGAGAUAUAUCCAAUAGCUUUGGCAUCUAUCCAUGCUUAAAAUACCUUCAUAUCAACCACAAUAAUUUUCACGGGCAGCUUUCUCAAAACUGGAGUAAAUGCAAGAAUUUGACAGCUUUAGUGAUGGCCUAUAACAACAUCAGCGGUAGCAUACCACCAGAGUUUGGAAAUUUAACUCGGCUACAAAGGCUUGAUCUUUCAUCUAAUCAUUUGGUAGGUGAAAUCCCGAAGGAGUUUGGGAAGAUAAAAAGUAUGUUGAAUUUGUCGUUGGGUAAUAACCAACUUUCAGGUAUUAUACCUCCAGAGCUCGGAUCUUGUGAACUCCUUGAAGUAGUCGAUUUAUCCACAAAUAGAUUGAAUGGGUCAAUACCAAGAAGUAUUAGUCAAUGGAAACAUAUCCACUACUUGAAUCUUAGUAAUAACAAGCUAAGUGAUAAAAUUCCGACUGAGAUUGGAAAACUAAUUCAUCUUACAGAAAUCAAUUUAUCUCAGAAUUUGCUCACGAAAGAGAUGCCAUCUGAAGUUCAAAGUUUGAAAAUUUUGCAAAAACUAGAUCUUUCUCACAAUAGACUAACUGGUUCAAUUUCUAAUGCUUUUACAAGUUUUCCUCAUGGGAUUGAUAUCAACCUCUCUUACAAUGGGCUAACUGGUGUAGUUCCCCCAAGCCCCAACUUUGUAAAUGCAUCCCUACAAGGCAAUCCAGCAUACUGUAUUGGGACCGGAGGAUACGGUAUUGUUUACAAAGCCGAGCUACAGCCUAACAAUGUGGUAGCUAUCAAGAAACUUUAUUCAUCAUAUGAGAAUAUUGAUCAUAUUGGUUUCCUUAAUGAGGGAAGCCUUGGAUCAAUCUUAAGAAGCGACAUCUUAGCAAAAGAUCUGGAUUGGUUGAAAAGAGUCAAUAUUGUAAAGGGUGUAGCUAAUGGUUUGGCUUAUAUGCAUCAUGACUGCUCGCCUCCUAUGCUUCACAGAGACAUUUCCAUAGAAAACAUCCUUCUCGAUUCUGAUUAUGAGGCACAUAUUUCUGAUUUUGGCACAUCCAAGCUUUUAAAGCUAGACUCAUCCAACUGGACCGCAAUUGCAGGCACAUACGAUUAUAUUGCACCAGAGCUUGCUUAUACAAUGGUGGCAAACAAGAAAUGUGAUGUGUAUAGCUUUGGCAUUGUUGCACUAGAAGUGAUCAUGGGAAGGCAUCCCGGUGAACUACCAACAUUGUCUGUUGAUUAUUUGGUGUUAGCAAAUGUGGGAGAUAGUCCGAUUCCAUUUCCCUCACCACAAGUGGAGAAACAAAUUAAGUCAGUAUUGAGUUUUGCUAGAGCAUGUUUGAACUCCAAUCCACAUGGAAGGCCAACAAUGUACCAAAUUUCAAAUUUGUUGACGAAGGCAUAA